AUGGAAUUGCUUGACAAUCUGUUUGAUCGACUGAAUGAGCUCACCAGUGUUUGAUUAUUCCUUUUUCUGUCGGAAUUCAAGUUCUUCUCCUUUUGCAGUUAUCGAAUAAUGAAGAUUUUGCUGUUGCUGUGAAAGAAGCGAAAAAAUUUAGCAAACGAGUUUCUUCAAUUCGUUCAAAUGACCAACAAAUUGAAAAAAGUUAUGAUGUAUUUUAUGUUUAAAUAAAGUAAAAAUUUUCAGAGCUUCUGAACGAGCUGGAUCUCGAAGAAAAGCGUCACUUCCAGCUCCGUCAAAAGGCGGAAGAAAUUAGAACGCAAAUAGCUCAAAUUCAAAAGAGCAUAGCAAAAGAAUCCCGUUUUCACGAUGAUCAGAAAGAAUAUUUGAGCGGUUGACUUUUAUCCUCGAUUUCCUCUCAAUGAAUCGAAAUUCUCCGUUACAGUCGCUCUCCCGGAAAGUCACCAAAAAGGUGCAAGAAUCGACGCGAUCAAGGAGGAGGCAGCGAGAAGCUUGCAAGCACUGGCAGAACUGAAAAAAGACAAGUAUGUUUUCAGCCCGAUUGGAAAAGUUUUUCCGAUGUUCUCUCAAUUCUUUGCAAUAUCUCGGUUUAUUUAAGGUACACGUCUCUUUACAACAAAAACAAUUGUGAGCAGGCCUUUUGA
Molecule: messenger RNA, 659 nt
Organism: Caenorhabditis auriculariae
Lineage: Eukaryota; Metazoa; Nematoda; Chromadorea; Rhabditida; Rhabditidae
Source: the annotation of a GenBank genome assembly